UGACAACAAAGGAAUUGAUUAGGUUGGCUCUUUUUUUUUUCCACUUUUCUUUCCCUUAUUUUCUCUCCCUCUCUCUCUCUCUCUUGCAUACAUACUAUAUCUAUUCAACAUGUCACCGGAUACCAAGAAACGAAAUAAACCGUCAAAGGCAUAUCUAGACCAAUCUGAUAUUCCCUCCGUCAAACUAAAUAAACCUAUGAAGCAACUAUUGAUUCUUGAUCUCAAUGGUACAUUGGUCUCUCGAACAAAAGGCAGCCAUUCCCUUUAUAGUCGUCCUUAUCUUGAACCUUUCUUGGACUAUAUCUUCGAUAACUUUUCAGUCAUGGUAUGGAGUUCAGCUACAUAUAAAAAUGUAGACAAGAUGUGUGAAAUCUUUGGUAAACAUCGUAAAAACCUGAUUUUGAUUUGGACCCGAAGUAACUUUGGACUUUCUGAAGCAGAUUACAAUAGAAAAGUAAUCACAAUCAAGGACUUGGAAUUGGUGUGGAAGGAAUUACCGAAAUACAAUGCUAAAAACACGAUAUUGAUGGAUGAUUCACCAGAAAAGACAAUUUUACAACCUUACAAUCAUUGUGUCAUAUCUGAAUUCAAUCAUCUAUCUCCAAGUUUUAAGAAACGUGGUGAAAAUGAACUAAUCAAGGUACAAAGGUAUUUGGAACAAAUCCGAUAUGAAGAUAAUAUUAGCAAUUACAUCAAGCAUUCUCCUUAUGGAACUACCUUUAAAUUGAACGAACAACAACAAGUCGAACCUGAAAAUGAUGAUAAUGAUAAUGAUGGAUACCCAACUUCUUGUUUAUGUUAUCAUUAUAUGUUUCCUCAACAUGGUAAUCAAUGUCGACGAGAACUCUGUGAUUUAGGAAUGGACGACAUUCAAUCAAAAUUGGAAAGGAUCAAAUUAUGAUAAGACGAAAAUGAUGAUUAUCUAGUUUAGUUUGACUAUAGAAAUGAAAUUGUGAUCGAUUGGGUUUACAAAAACGUUAAUAAAGUCUAUUUUUAUCACUAUA
Halteromyces radiatus is the source of this 1004-nucleotide messenger RNA. Its product is annotated as HAD-like domain-containing protein. The coding region runs from base 110 to 901 and encodes 263 amino acids. Lineage: Eukaryota; Fungi; Mucoromycota; Mucoromycetes; Mucorales; Cunninghamellaceae. The transcript is spliced from 2 exons. The record is from RefSeq and is a predicted model, not a curated record. Gene Ontology annotation, molecular function: phosphoprotein phosphatase activity.